AAGAGUACACAGGGUUUCUUUGGUAUAAAUUCGACAAAGCUUUACUUGAAGAACAAAGCAAGAAACAGAACAUAUCUUGUGGCUUUUGAGGGAAGGCGUAGAUGGCGAGAAGACAAGUCUUUCGUUUCCAAAUGUUCUUGGUGUUAGCUCUUCUUUACCUAAUGAUCUCAUGGAAGCCUGUCCUAAUCACUGCAAGAACAGAGAAACGAACAGACUUUGAAACCAAAGGACAUGAAUUUAGUCAGAUUAACCACCUGCACCUGGGACGCACUGAAACUGAUCCUAAGAGAAGAACGAGGCCAAGGAGGAUGAUGAACGUUGAGGAGAUUAACGAUUAUCCAGGAUCAGGUGCUAACAACCGCCACACUCCUCACUGUUCUGAAUGCUAAUUCCAAAAUUUCUUGUAAUCUAGCUCCUGUAAAAUUUUAAUAAUCAUUUUAUAUGAUAUGUAUCAAGAUUUAAGAGCAUGGGAAGUUUUAAUACAAUGGAAUCUUAAUCUAAAA
Messenger RNA from Capsella rubella, 503 nucleotides. RefSeq lists its product as uncharacterized. Lineage: Eukaryota; Viridiplantae; Streptophyta; Magnoliopsida; Brassicales; Brassicaceae. The transcript is spliced from 3 exons. The coding region runs from base 102 to 389 and encodes 95 amino acids. The record is from RefSeq and is a predicted model, not a curated record.